Molecule: messenger RNA, 1976 nt
Organism: Selaginella moellendorffii
Lineage: Eukaryota; Viridiplantae; Streptophyta; Lycopodiopsida; Selaginellales; Selaginellaceae
Product: LRR receptor kinase BAK1
Exons: 11
Coding region: 37-1884 (615 amino acids)
Biological process (GO): protein phosphorylation
Molecular function (GO): protein binding; ATP binding; protein kinase activity
Source: RefSeq, a predicted model, not a curated record
UUUAUUUUGUUGCUCGUAGCGGGGCUUCUGUGCGCCAUGCGCUUUGGAUUGGAGCAUCUACUGCCACUGCUGCUGCCGCUGCCUCUCCUCUGGAUCCACCAAGCUCUGGCCUCCAAUGCCGAAGGAAAUGCGCUCGCGGAGCUCAAGAGCAAGCUGUGGGAUCCCAAGAAUGCGUUGAGAUCUUGGGAUGCAAACCUCGUCAAUCCUUGCAGCUGGCUCUAUGUCGACUGCGACAGCCAGCAGCGUGUCAUCACAGUAAUGUUGGAGAAGCAAGGCCUCUCGGGGACUCUCUCGCCAGCACUUGCGGAUUUGCCCAAUCUGCAAAACCUAAGGAUGAAAGGGAAUUUGAUCUCGGGUUCUCUUCCGCCACAACUGGGAACACUGCAAGGUUUACUGAAUCUUGACUUGUCUGCGAACAACUUCACUGGAAGCAUUCCGUCAACGCUCACCAAUCUUACGAGCUUAAGAACCUUGCUUCUAAACAACAACAGCCUGACCGGAAGCAUCCCUUCUACGCUCACUCUCAUAUCCAGCUUGCAGUUUCUAGACGUCUCGUAUAACAACUUGAGUGGACCACUCCCACCCAAAGGGACGAUCAGUGAGUUCAACUUGCUAGGGAAUCCAGAUCUCUGUGGUACUAAGGUAGGAACGCCUUGCCCGGAGUCGAUUCUUCCGAGCUCUAGAAGACGUGGGCUUAACAUUGGAGCUAUCAUUGGUGGCAUUGCUGCGGGGGCUCUGUUUUUACUGCUCUGUCCCUUACUGGCUGUCAUUGUGUGGAGAAAGCACCGUGGGCCAAAAGAGGUGUUUUUUGACGUUGCUGCGGAAAAUGAUCCUCAUGCCACCUUUGGACAACUUAGGAAGUUUACUCUCAGGGAACUCCAAAUUGCAACAGACAAUUUCAGCGACAAGAACGUCCUGGGACAGGGAGGAUUUGGGAAAGUGUACAAAGGCAGUUUGGAAAACGGCAAACUCGUUGCCGUUAAGCGCCUAAGAACAGACCAGAAUAUUUCAGCUGGAGGAGAACAGGCAUUUCAGACUGAAGUUGAGAUCAUCGGCUUGGCAGUCCACCGCAACCUGCUUCGCCUUGACGGAUUUUGCAUCACUCCUUCGGAGCGGAUCUUAGUCUACCCGUUUAUGCCCAACGGGAGCGUUGCUUCCCGCUUGCAUGACACCACGGGGAGCAAAACGUUGGAUUGGGAAACGAGGAAGCAAAUCGCUCUGGGUGCUGCUCACGGUCUCCGUUACCUUCACGUACACUGUAGCCCCCGGAUCAUUCACCGUGACGUGAAAGCUGCGAACGUUCUACUGGACAAAGAUUUCCAGGCGGUGGUGGGCGAUUUCGGUCUUGCAAAGCUCAUUGACACCAAGAACACACACAUCACCACCAACGUCCGAGGGACUCCCGGCCACAUUGCUCCGGAGUAUCUGUCCACAGGCAAGUCGUCGGAGAAGACGGACGUGUUUGGAUAUGGAGUUUUGAUGCUGGAGCUUAUAACGGGGAAGCGGGCUUUCGAUCUAGCCAGGCUGUUUGACGAUGACGACGUGAUGCUUCUCGACUGGGUGAAGAGAUUCCAGCAGGAAGGUAGACUGAGUGAGCUCGUGGAUCCCAAGCUGAGGCACUCGUACCAGCCAAACGAAGUUGAGAAACUCACCCAGAUUGCUCUGCUCUGCACCCAAGCGUCUCCCAGCGACCGUCCAAAGAUGGUGGAGGUCGUGUCGAUGCUGGAAGGGGACGGCCUCGCCGAGAGGUGGGAAGAGUGGCAAAAGGUUCAGGUGCUGAGAAGAGAAGAGGUGGAUGUUGGCCACAAGCAGCUGGACGAGUGGAUGAUGAUUCAGGGAGAUUCCUCCAACUUGGAAGCGAUUGAGCUCUCGGGUGCGAGAUAGAAUCCAGUUACGUUCUCCCAAGUUGAUCUCUUCAUCAUGUAAAAAGGACGACAUCGAGAUACAGAUUGCAGGAAUCAUAUAAUAGAUGAUUU